GCGCGCAUGCAAGCAAGCUCACACGCCUGAACCCGCGCAAACUCAUUUUGCGACACUUCAGCUUCGUGCAGCACGCGGUGUCAGACCUUAUCUACUUACGCAGCUGUGCAGCCAGCUGCCAGCCAUGCAGCAGCGCCGUCGUCGCGGCUUAGCGUAGCGCGCGGCUUAGCGUAGUGCGCGUCUUAGCGUAGCGCGCGGCCGUGCCGGGCGGUGCCAAGCAGCAGCGCGGAACCAGUUUACCUUCGGGCCGUUGCGCGGCCUCCUCCAGAAUCUACUCCCAACCCGCCAAGCAACCCAAAGGCGGCCAAAAUGUCAGAUGCAAUAGCUGCAGCAGCAGCAGCAGCCACCAGCUCGCAGCAGCAGCAGCAACAGAAAACAGCCGCACCCACUUCAAACGCCGUCAUCCACAGCGCUGCUAGCAAGCCGUCCUGCAUCGGCGCCCGAAGCUGGUGCCACCUGCCAGAGAGCUGCACCUACUGCGGCGGUGGCGACAGCGAGGCAGAGGGCAGGCGGCUGCUUGUGCUGUGCUCCUGCUGCUUCGCGGCGGGCGCGCACGUGGGCUGCUAUGAGGAUGUGAACGGGGCGGCACUGCCGAGGGAGGUGACCCACGGAGACGCUGACUACUUCUGUACGCCGGAGUGUCAGCACGUGCACGACACGCUCAAGGCCGCCUCACACGGCAGCAGCAGUAGCAGCGGCGGCGGCGGCGGCGGCGGCGGCGGGCGGGGCUGCCGCAUUCGGGACGAGCCGGAGAUGUUUACGUUUGAGCUGCUGCCGUGCGCCGAGUACCGCCAUGGCGACAGACGCCUGUGCCGGGAAAUAGACCAGGCACUGCGCCUGUUCAAGUCCAGCUUCUCCCCCCUGCUCAUGGACAACGGUCGCGACUUGUUGGACAUGGUGUGUACGGGCUGGGAGACGCCGGACGAGCAGCUCACCGAGACGGAGCCCGGACACAACUUCAGUGGCUUCCACUUGGCGGUGCUGCGGCAGCGCGGGGCGGUGGUGACGGCCGCCACCCUGCGCGUGUUCGGGCGCCGCUUCGCCGAACUGCCCUUCGUGGCCACACGCGAGGGCUACCGGCGCGCCGGCAACUGCAGGCGACUGGUCAAGGCAGUGGAGGACCUGCUGCUGUCUGCGGGUGUGGGCCAGCUGGUGAUGCCCUCCAUCAAGCCGCUGCUGCCCAUGUGGGCCGCAAAGUUCGGAUUCACGCCGCUCACCGAGCAGGAGGUGGCAGCCAUAGAGGACUGGGUGGUGGACACGGACCGCGAGACCUCCACACUGGUGCGCAAGCCCGUGCUGCCGCCGCCGCAGCGGCCCGCGCAGCUGGCGGCGGCGGCGCAGGCGGCGGUGGCCGCCGGAAUCGGCGCCAAGAAGCGCGGCGCGCGCAGUGGAGCAGGGGCGCCGGCGCCGGCGGCGGUGGCGGCGGGAGGAGGUGUGGCAGGUGGUGGCGGGGGCGGUGCAAGCGGCGGUCGGCUGGUGGACCUGCGGCGGCGGCGGCGGCCGGUGAAGAUCGUGCGUGAUGAGGACCUCAGCUCUGACGGCGACAGCAGCAGCAGUGAGGAGAGCGGCAGUGGUAGCGGCAGUGACGGCAGGCAUGGCGGCAGGCGGAGCCGUAAGGCCGCGGGCCGCGGCGGCGGCGGCGGCGGCGGCGGCCGGCGCCGGCGCCGCGCUCGCUCCGCUGGAUCUGGCUCCGAUGAGUCUGACUUUCGACCAGAGGCGGAGGGCGGCGGCGGCGGCGGUGGAAGCGAUGAGGAAGAUGAGUCGGAGGACGCGGCGGACCUGGAGCCGGAGGCGGAGGUGCUGGGCGGCCGCCGCGCUGCAGCCGCCGCCGCCGCCGCCGCGGCGGCGGCGCCCGCCAUCGUCAAGGGCCGCAAGAAGGCGGCGGUUGCGGCGGCGGCGCCAGCCGCUGCCGCUGGCCCCACAGCCAAUGGGUCCGGCGGCGGCACCACAGCCGCUGCCGCGGCGGCGCCGGCGGCGCCCAAGCGCAAGCGCGCGCGGCGCACGCCGGCGCCGCGGCCGGCGGCGGCGGCGGGGCCGCCACCCGUACAGCAGCGGUACGACCCGGCCAAUGAGCUGGUCCACCCCAUACCCGGGCUGUACACCCACCUGGAGAUGAACACGGUGCUGCUGCCGGAGCUGCGGCCGCUGCCGCCGCCACUGCCGCCGGACGUGGAGGCGGCGCGGCCGCCUCUGAGCGACACGUUCGAGCUGACCGCGGCGAUACAGAGCACGGUGGUGCGCAAGGUGGAGCGGGCGGUGGAGCGCUCUGCCCGCACCGGCACGCCGCUGCUGACGCUGCCGCCGGGGCUGCUGCCGCCGUGCGCCAUCCACUGCGCUGCCGCUAUGGGCCGCGCGCCGCCGGCGGCGCUGGAAGCACUGGCGGCGGCGGAGGCGGCAGCGGCGGCAGAGAAGGCGGCGGCGGCGGCAAAGGAGGCGCCGGCGGCGGCGGCGGUGCAGCAGCCGCAGCAGCAGCAGCCGCCCAAGGCCCCCAAGCCGCCCAAGGGACCCAAGCCGCCGCGGCCGCGCUACCCCAAGCAGCCGCACCUGCUGCAGGGGCAGGAGCAGGCGGCGCAGCUGGCGGCCGAGGACGCGCGCCUCCGCCACAGUGACGGAGGCGGCAGUGGCGGCGGCGCCGGCGGCCCGCCGGCAGCUCGUACGCCGGAGCAGGAGGAGGCUCGGCGGCGGCGUCAGCGGCUGCGGCUGGCGGCGGCGCGGCGGCGGCAGUCGUACCGGGAGUUGAUGAUGGGGUUCGUGCUGGCGGACACGCUGCAGCGGCUGCUGACGUCCGAGCCACAGCUGCUGCUGGGGCCGGAGCUGCCAAGUCUGGGUCCUCGCCUGGGGCCGCACACGUCCACGCCAAUGCCGGCGUCCCACGCGCCUCAACAGAAGCCGUCGCGCAGCCUUUGGCUGCCCCAGCAGCAGCAGCAGCCGCAGCCGCAGCCGCAGUCACAGCAGCAGCCGCAGCCGCAGCCGCAGCCGCAGUCGCAGCAACCGGCUGCGGCCGCGGUAUCGGCGCUAGCGCGAGCGCCGGCCCUAGAGCCACUGCCUGUGCCGAGCGGGCCGCGCGCUUCUCCUAGCCCUGCUGCUUCGGCUGCUACUGCCACGCCCGCUGGUACUGCUACUGCCAUCUCGGCGGCUGCGGCUGAGCUGGUGCGGCUGCGGUCUGAGAACGAGGCGCUACAGCGGCGGCUGGCGGAGGCGGAGGCGGCGCUGCAGAGCAGCCGGCAGCAGCAGCCGCAGGCGCUCGUGCUACAGCCGCCUCAGCCGCCACUGCUACAGCCAAGCCUGCGCCAAGGCCAGAAGCGUGCGUACGAGCAGCAGCAGCAGCAGCAGCAGCAGCAGCAGCAGCAGCAGCAGCAGCAGCAGCAGCAGCAGUCGCCGCGGUCGCCGGCCCCGGCCAUAAGCCCACUUCCCUUCCUGCUACAGCCCUCGCCCCUGUACGCCGAGGCGGGCGCUACUGCCUGUGGUGGCGGCAGCGGUGGCAGUAGCACGCCCGCUGCUACUGCCACCACUCCCCUGCCCACCGGUGACAUCGUGGCCCUGGCGGUCCGCGCACAGCGACAUGCCAGCAGUGUUGCGGGCUUUGGGACCGGUGGUUGCGGCCGUGAUGCAGGCGGCGUAGGCGGCGGUGAUGUCGUCGAUGGCAUUCACGGUGCGGGCAGCAGCGGCGGCGGCGGUGACAGCGACGGCGACGGCGGCGCUGACACGUGCGCUUGCGACGAGCCGGUGACGUACCCGGAUGACGACUACGGCAGUACGGCAGUGGAAGAGGUUGAUGAUGGUGAUGGGCCGUACACUACUGCCGGAGCGGAUCCAAGGGCGGCAGCGGCGACAGCGGCCAUGGCGGCGGCGGCGGCGGAUGGGAUGUGGGAUGUCGCCCAGGCGACAGCAGCUGAGGGCCGCGUCAACUCCAUAGCUGCCGCCGCGCCUGCCGCAUUUGGGUUCUGGGCUGCAAGGCAGGCGGCGGAGGAAGUGGCGGGGGCGGUGGCGGCGGCGGAGGCUUUGCCUGCGGCGGCGGCGCCGGGCCUGCUGCAGCGGCUGCCGGUGCUGCAGCUCGGUGCUCCGGCGCUGCCGCUGCCGCCACCUGUCAACGCAUCCGCUGCAAUCGCCGCGUUUGAAGUGAUGGCGGGAGGCGCGGCUGCCGCCUGCGGCCACACCAACGAGGCCCCAACGACAGAGACCGGCACGGAACCCGCGGCAGCAGGCGCCGCCGCGGUUCCGGUGCGGUACGUCCAUUCCGCAUUCCAGCAGCCGCAGCCGCAGCUGCAGCCGCAGCUGCAGCCACCAGUGUCACAGCCGCCAGCGGCAGCGCUGCCGCCGCUGCACACAUUUGGCUCCCCGCUAGAGCUGGGGCUGUUCCCGCCCUCGCAGCCCUCACAGCAGCAGCUGUCGCAGCCCCUGUCACAGCAGCUGUCGCAGCCGCCAUCACAGGCGCAGCCACAGCCGGAGGCCGCAGCGCUCGCGACCCUGACUGCGGCGCCCCUAGUGAGCAUGGAAACGGCGGAGGGCGCGCUUCGUCAGCCCCGCUCGCUGCCAGGCUCGCCACUGCCGCUGCCGCAGCAGCAAGCGAACUCGCAUACAGCCGCUACACCAGCCGCCGCCGCCGCCGCCGCCGCCGCCACCGUCGUGCCGCACACGGACAGCGUCGCUGGCGGCGGUGACACGACGCCUGUGCGCGCCGCUGGCGCCCGUGGCGCCGACAGCAUCACACCGGGCGGCAGCGCCGGCGGCGCUGCCGCGGCCGCAGCUGCCGCCGCAGCCGCCGCCGGCACAGCCACCGCCGCAGCCGACUACUGUGACGACGAAGGGGCGCGCUCGCCGCCGUUCUCAUUGCUGGCGGAGGUGGCGCGACUGGCGGCGGCGAUGGGGCGGCGCGACGGCAGCAGCACCGGGGUGCCGGGCACCGGUGUGGGAGUGGGACAAGACCAGCAACAGGAGAUGGCGUCGAUCUCGAGUCCGCUGACGCCACCGGCCGGCCGCAGCCCGCCAUCGCCAAGGCCGGCACUGCUAGGUAGCCCAGCUGGUGGCGGCGGCGGCGGCGGCGGGCACGGCGUGUGCCACCGCUCGGCGGCUGACACGCCUCACCCCGUCGCUGUGGCGGGCGCGGGGUCAAGCGUGGGUGCCGGCGGCGGCGGGUCAGGGUCGCGCAGCAAGGUGCGUGCGACGCGCCGCCGCAUUGUCAUGCUGGCGAGCUCCUCGCCCGGCAGCAGCGGCGGCGGCAGUGGCAGCGGCGGCAGUGGCAGCGGCGGCAGCACACCCAGGGGCUGGGGUAGCAUCGACGGUGAUUUGGCGCACGCAGCUGCCACGGAUGGCGUGGAGAGUGCUGGUGAGGCGAGCGAUGCGGCAGCGGGCGCCUGCGAUGACAUUCCUGCCGGUGGCAGUAGUUACUACGGUGGCGGCGGCGGCGGCGGCGGCAGCAGUAGCAGCUGUGGCGGCGGCCUGCAGAUGGAGAUGGAGUGGAGCCGCAUGGACAUGGAGGCCGCGGAGGCGCUGGCGCUGGGGCCUCUCCUGGCAGCGGCGGCUGCAGCACAGAAGGAACAGCAGCAGCGUGAGAAGCAGCAGCAGCAGCUGCAGCAACAGCUGCUACAGCCGGCCUUUUACGGUAGAGCUGCUAUGGCGCCGCUGUGGCGGUCGCUGGCGGCAGGCGGCAGCGCCGGUGUAGCGGACAGCGUUCCGCGCCCACCUCGAGCGCCGCCCUCGCCCUCGCCAUCACCCUCGCCGCCUCCCACUGGCAGCCUCUUCGCUGCCGCUGCUGCUGCCGCCGCUGCCGCCGCUGCUGCUGCGGCGCCCUCUGCUACUGCUGCACCGUCACCUGCUACUGCUGCGGCUGCAUCUUCACCUGCUACUGCUGCUAUUGCUGCAGCCCAGACGGUUGCAGGCACUGCCGCCUCCACGCCCGCUGCCGCCACCGGCACCACGCUGACCACCACCACCACCACCGGCGCCGCCGGCCGCAUCAGCGGCAGCCCGUUCGCCUCACCAACGUCCCUGCUCCGCUUCGAGCGGGCGUGUCUGCAGCCGCUGCUGCCGUGUGUGGUGCGGGUGCUACUGGAGGACUCGCCGCCCACAUCGGCGCCACGGCCACGGCCGCGCGCCAGCACGCAGAAGGAGGAGGAGGCGGAGGCAGGGGCGGGCGCGGGGGCGGAGGCGGAGGCGGGGGCGGGGGCCGAGGCAGGGCGGGGAUCGCCGCCGUCAAGCUGCAAGCGCCGCCGGCUAGCGCUGGAGGCGGAGUCGGAGGGGCUGCAGCAGGCAGCGGCAGCAGUGACGGAUAUGGAGGUGGGGACGGAGGCGGAGGCAGAGGCGAAGGCUGGCAGGGCCGCAGCGGCAGCAGCGGCGCAGCCAUCGGUUGCUGCAGCAAUUCUGGCGGACGGGGACAAGGGCUGCGGGUACCCUGCUGGUGCCGCGGCAGCUGGUGCCGCGGCAGCUGGUGCCGCUUGCGCCGCUGGCGCAGCUUGUGUCCCAGAAGCGUGCCUCGAGGGCACGGCUGGCACAGAGGCGGCUGUGCCGGCGGCGGCCCUGGGUGGCGGCUCGCCCGCCGCGCCGGCUGCAGCCGCGACGCACGCACUCUUGGGGCACCAGCAGCAGCAGCAGCAGCAGCAGCAGCAGCAGAAGGUGGCUGUGGUGGUGGUGCCGCCCGGCGCCGGCACGCACGUGCAUGCGUCGCCGCCGCCCGCGUCCGGACAGGACCUGAUCGCGGCAGCAGGGCUCGCCCGCAGCGGCAGCGCUCUCUGCAGCAUCGGCGACACCAGCAACAGUCGCACGGCAGCGGCAAAAGCUCCGGCGCUGUCUCCGGCGCCCACGCCCGAUCCAAGCAGCAGCAGUGGCGGCAAUGGCGGCACCGCCGGCCGCAAGCGGCGGCUGCCUCAGCGUUUCGCUGACCCCGUCGGGCUUGAAGGCGCCACGAGCGUUUGGGGUGGUGGCAGUGGCGAUGACACGGUGGCCGUAGCCACGGCUUCUCCCGGGCAGGAUGACCAGGCCGCUGUGCCGCCACCGCCCCUGCUGCCACCAGUGCCACAGCCUGACCCGGCCGUAGCCACAGCCGCCGCCGCCACGGCCGUAGCAAUCGCUGUUGCAACGGCCGCUCUGCCCGCUGCUGUGCUGCACACCAGCGGCAGCUCCGCAGGCGGCGAGGGCGUGGCAGCGGAUGCGGCGGCGGCGGCAACACCACUCCCACCACUGCUGGCUGCUGCCGGCGGCGUCUACAUGAGCCCUAUCGCGUUCGCUGCCGCCGCCGCCCCUGCCACCAGCCCAGCGCCGCGCUCCGCGGCCAUCCCGGCAGCUGUGGCGGCGCCGCCAGUGGCGCCUAAGCGCGCUCGGCUUGUGCAGCUGGGUGCCUUACUGCAGCCACCCCUGUCUCCGCUGCCGUCUUCCACGGCAGCGGCCGCAGCCGGUGGCGCAGCAGGCGUGUCGCCUGCGCCGGCGGCGACACCGACGGCGGCUGCAACGGCUGUGGCUGCUGGCGCGGCGGCUGUCGUCCCUGCUGUGGUGGAGGCAGACCCUUACGCGUAUCAGCCAGAUGAGCCGGUGCGGCUGGCAGCACAAGAGCAGGCGAGCGCGGCUGCUGCGGACGCAAAUGCGUCAGCUCCAGCUUCGACAGCAGCGGCGGCGGCGGCACCGGCUGUAGCUACAAGGCCGCCGCCGGCUGUAGCAAGGCCGCAGCAGCGCCUGGCCAAGCGGCAGAAGGCGGCGGCGUCGCUGUUCGGGGAGGAGGUAGUGCUGACGUCAGCGACCUCCACCUUGGCGGACGGCAGCGGCAGUGGCAGCGGCGACAGCAGCAGCUCUCCGGGCGCCUCGCCGCUGGCUUCACAGGGUGGUGGCAAGGCGUCAGCAGCGGGGCCGGGUGUAGGUGUAGGUGGUGGCGAAGGGGGCGGGGCCGGGGGUGCCACCACGCCGCACAGCCAGCUGCGCGCCGCCGCCGCUGCCGCCGCCGCCGCCGCCGUGGCUGAGGCGCAGGAGGCCGACGGCGGGAGCCCUGGGUCCAGCGACGGCGCAGCAGGGACAGACGCGGUGACUGCCGCGCUGGUGGCAGCAGUGGCGGGCGCUGACGUGGCCGCAGGCGCAGUGCCGCCGCCGGUGCCGCCCGUGACCCAGACGGUGCCUGGCAGCAGCGCCCCUACAGCGCCGCCGCCGCCAGUGCCGGUGCAGCGCGCGCCGGCUUCCUCAACAGCAUCUCCCCAGCCCGCCGCAGCCCCUGCCGCCACCGCUGCCCUGACCGGCUCCGGCUCCGGCACCGGCACCGGCACCGGCAGCCUCUUCAUGCCGCUGGCCAGCCCCGGACCCAGGGGCCGGCCCGUGGCUUCGGCCGCGGCCGCAGCUGCAGCAGGCGGCGGAGCGGCCCAGCGGCGGACGCCACAGCCCUCGCAAUCGCAGUCUCAAUCACAGUCGCAGCCGCAGUCGCAGCCGCAGUCGCAGCAACCGCUGCCAAGCCUGACGUCCCCGCCGUCCUCCUUGUCGGCCGGUGUUGCCGUCAGCAGGCGGGGCGCUGCUGGGGCCGGCGGCGGCGCGGCAGCAUCGCAGCCGCAGCCAGCGCUGGGUCCCAUGCGCCUGUCGCCGUCGUCAUUGCGGCCGCUGCCGAACACCCAAAGCGGAGCGUCACUCCAAGCCCCCGGGAACGGCAGUGGCGUUUGCGGCGGCGGCGGUGGCGGUAGCGGAAGGCCUGCCUUUCCGUCACCCCGCCGGCCGCAGUUCUCUGCCGCUAGUGGCGGCGCCGCCAGCGGCGCAGCGGGCGGCCGCGGCCGCGGCGGCGGCGCCAUCGCCGUGGCUGCCGCUGGCCCAGUCGUGAUCAACAAGUCCAAGCUGCUGUCAUCCAUCAUCGCGGGCGAUGAGGACGAGGAUGACGAGGACGCGGAUCUGGAUGAGGGCGUCUUGUCCAUCAUGCGGGCCAUUGAUCGUGACCUGGCGCAGGACAGGGCGGCGGCGGCGGGCGCAGGUGGCGGCGGCAGUGGCGGCGGCGGCGGCGGCCGACUGGGUGACGAGCUGGGCGGCUUGGGAGCGCUGCUAGGAGAGAUGUCUGGAGGCCUGGGGUUGCUGACGGCGGCGGCACGUGGGCCGAUGACGGGGCGCGGGGGAGUGGCGUCAGUCAGCGGUGCAGCACCGGUGGGAGCAUCGUCAGGAUGGGGCGGAUCGGCAGCAUCAAGGCGAGGCGUGGUGGCAGCGGGGCGGCUGGCGCAUGCGGGGCCCGGGCCUUCUGGCGAUCGGCGCAUGGCAGCGUCAGCAGGUGCUGCGGCGGCAGCGGCGGCGACUACAGCUGCGGCUACUGCUGCGGCUGCGGCUGCCGCUGCCCGGGGCGUCAACGCGCUUUGCGACCGGCUGUGUGUUGACGACGGCAUGGAUGAGGAUGACGAGUAGGGUGGGGAUGCCGGUAACGCAACUGCUGAGGAGAAUGGAUGGAGGACUUGAAGGUACCGUUUAAAAGAGUGUCAUAAAGAAGUGUGCAAGGCAAGAGUGACGUGAGAGUGGCUGGAGGAUGAGUGAAGGACGGACGCUUCGCACAGCGCGCGCAGAGAAGACGUGCGCACCUUGAAAGGCCGCGCCCGAAGCACCAGUACGGCCCGGUGUGGGCCCGCUUCCAGGAGACAAUGUGUGUGUUUGCGGGGGAGCUGGCUGAUUGUGUUUGUGCUGUGAGCUCGUCAUGGCCUUUGCGGUGGCGAAGAACGUGCGUCGAUGGAGCGAAAUGGGAGUAGGGCGGGUGCCCGCUCAUGACAUUACUCAUGUGUACGGUAUUGGUAAGCCGUUUU
Molecule: messenger RNA, 9737 nt
Organism: Chlamydomonas reinhardtii
Lineage: Eukaryota; Viridiplantae; Chlorophyta; Chlorophyceae; Chlamydomonadales; Chlamydomonadaceae
Exons: 9
Coding region: 310-9348 (3012 amino acids)
Molecular function (GO): acyltransferase activity, transferring groups other than amino-acyl groups
Source: RefSeq, a predicted model, not a curated record